Molecule: messenger RNA, 465 nt
Organism: Nymphaea colorata (pocket water lily)
Lineage: Eukaryota; Viridiplantae; Streptophyta; Magnoliopsida; Nymphaeales; Nymphaeaceae
Product: (+)-neomenthol dehydrogenase-like
Exons: 2
Coding region: 1-465 (154 amino acids)
Cellular component (GO): membrane
Source: RefSeq, a predicted model, not a curated record
AUGUACCGCUCUGGCACCGGCACCGGCACCUGCACCCCACACUCUGGUGACAUCGAUGCUAAGAGCCCGAACAUGUCCGGACCAUGGCAUCUAAGGGACGAGAAGUUGAGGGAGCAACUGUGUGACGCGACGGGCUUGACUGAGCAGAAGAUCGAUGGUGUGUUGGCCAUGUUCCUUGAAGACGUGCAGUCGGAGAAGGGCAUGGAGAAAUGGCCCCUCAAGUAUCCCUCUUAUUCCAUCUCCAAGAUGGCGUUGUACGCGUACACGAGGCUCUUGGCCCUUGAAUUGGGCGACAAAACUUGUGUCAACAGCGUGCACCCUGGCUAUGUGAUCACUGACAUGACCUUUGGCACAAGCGACUUCUCUCUGGCUGAAGGGGCUGCGAAUUUGGUGCGCAUUGCUCUUCUGCCUGCCGGCGGCCCUUCCGGCCACAACUUCCUGGAAAGGAAGGAUGCCGACUUUUGA